AGAAACGUAAACAAGAGGGCGAGGGAAGAAGUGACGAGCCACGACCUCCACGCGAACUCCUUAUAAGACGCAAUUUUGCCACACGGACGCCUUUUUAACAACUCUAAUCACCCUUCUGGACACUAAUUAAGGUCAGGCUGUCACAGGGUCAGCACAAUGCUGAGUCUCCUGAAGGACGAGAUAGCGUCCAAGAAGCGCUCACUGGAGGAGAACAACUUGAUGGAGGGAGAGAAGAAGUUUUUCCGGCGUGGCGACCUCAUCUCCCGCCAGACGGAAGCCUACUGGCAGCGUUGCGGCAACAGGCCUGGCAGCAACACCUCUGGUCAGCAGGCAGCAGAGGGUAGCAGUGGGGACGGGGACACCUCUUCAACCCGAGAUGCCGUGAAUGAUGAGGAUGAUGCGCCGGAGCUGCCCAGACAGGAAGUGGUGCGGCGGCUGAGGGAACGUGAGGAGCCGAUAUUACUCUAUGGGGAGAGUGAGCAUGAUGCAUUCCGGCGGCUGCGGCGGCUGGAAAUCCUGGAGCCGGAGGUGAACCGUGGUCUGAGGAACGAUUUCCAGGAGGCCUUGGAGCGCGUGGACCAAGCGUACCUGAAUGAGAUCCUGAAGACUGAGGGCGGGGAGGCGGCGAGGAAUGUAGCGUUGUCCGGGGAGACCAUCACCAUGGAGAGCGUGAUUGAGCUGGCCAAGGACCUGCAGAAUGGGAACGCCACCAACGAGCUGCGCUGCAAGGUCAUAAUGAAGUUUGCUCAGCUGAUCCUGCAGAUGUGGGGCAGCCGACACAAUGCCCGGCCUGAGGUGGAGAAGAUGAGCUGCCGAGGCAAGAUGGACUCCGCCACCUACACCCAGACCCAGGCCUACCUCCGCCCACUCUUCAAGUACCUCCGCAAGCGCUCCCUUCAAGACGACAUCAUGGAGUGCCUUAUCGAAAUUGUCCAGCACUGUCUUGAGCGCGACUACGUCAAGGCCAAUGAUGCCUACCUCCAGAUGGCUAUUGGUAAUGCCCCCUGGCCCAUUGGAGUGACCAUGGUGGGCAUUCACGCGCGUACUGGCCGAGAAAAGAUCUUCAGUAAGCACGUGGCUCAUGUUCUAAACGACGAGACUCAGAGAAAGUACAUCCAAGGCCUGAAGAGACUCAUGACCAAGUGCCAACAGUACUUCCCGGCUGACCCCUCCAAGUGUGUGGAAUACAAGGCUCUCGCACAGUGAUCCUUUUUUCCUUUUUUCUAGUUUUUACAACAAGGGAGGCAGCUCAAGGGCUAAAAACAAAAUAAGCAACAAAAAAGCCCAUCAAAUGCUGCUCCAACAAAAUUUAAAAGAGCAAGCGGCCAGAAUGGAGGUCGAUUUCGGGUGGAGAGGUGUCGUGAUGCUCUCCUUAUUCUACUUCCUACUUUUGCUCCUAAUAAUGGUCUAUCCCUUUCUAUGCCACCCUUGGGAAUGUAUAUAAUGGAUGAAAUUUCCUUUAUUCUUCUUGAUCUAUCAGUUUUCUAUUUUUUGUCUCCUGAACUUAGUUAUUUGAAGUCAUUGAACUGUUCUCACAUCAUGUUUAUCAUCAUCUUUUGUCACUGUAUUCACCAUCAUCAUCAUGAAGAGAGAGAGAGAGAGAGAGAGAGAGAGAGAGAGAGUUAAAUUGUAAUGUGCAGAAGCUGUUAUGCUCCAUUUCCUGAUAGAAUAAGGUCAUCUAUACAAAUAAAAUGCUAUAUAUGCUCAA
Molecule: messenger RNA, 1708 nt
Organism: Eriocheir sinensis (Chinese mitten crab)
Lineage: Eukaryota; Metazoa; Arthropoda; Malacostraca; Decapoda; Varunidae
Gene: Prp18
Product: pre-mRNA-splicing factor 18-like
Exons: 2
Coding region: 157-1206 (349 amino acids)
Biological process (GO): generation of catalytic spliceosome for second transesterification step; RNA splicing
Cellular component (GO): U4/U6 x U5 tri-snRNP complex; U5 snRNP; U2-type post-spliceosomal complex
Source: RefSeq, a predicted model, not a curated record